Miscanthus lutarioriparius is the source of this 2799-nucleotide messenger RNA. NCBI's taxonomy places the organism in Eukaryota, Viridiplantae, Streptophyta, Magnoliopsida, Poales, Poaceae. The record is from the annotation of a GenBank genome assembly.
AUGGACUGCUCCAACACCAUGUUGGAUUUGCUCAUACUUGCAUCCUUAUGGACGGCAGUAGCAGGGACCUCAGCAGUAGCAAGGAGCAGAGAGAGUCCUAGAACAGAGUCUCUUAGCCAUCUGAUCACCCACAAGGCCAUGGUCAGAAGGUUAGAGGCUAGAUCUCUACAGGACCAUGGAGCCCAUACAACUUCUUCCAAUUACACCAGCCUUCCCUCAGCCGCCACGCUUGCUGCCUGCCAAACAAGCUGCGGCAACCUGAGCUUUGAGUACCCAUUUGGCAUAGGACCUGAUGAUCGUUGCUUCAGGGGUCCUGACUUCAGGCUCUUCUGCAACAGCACCGCUCAGCCCCCUCAACUAUUCUUACACGACGGUACCAAAGUUCAUAGUAGUAUUGAUGAUUUUGGUUGCAACAGUUUUGGAGCCUCCUUUUCUCAAGUAAUCCCCAUAAAGCCUGGUGUUGAUGUCUACAACAUGUCACUGAAGGCUCCAGGAAAUUCUUUUGCUAUUGUGGUGAUGUUGGAUCUUUGCAUCGUUGGCUGCGACCUGGAUGUGCUCUUAAAAGAUCAAUACACAGGUUCCUUUAAAGUCAUCAGCACGGUUAACUGCCCCAACAAAACGAUUGCAGAGAUGGUGUAUGCGCAGGAUCCUGAUGGGGGUGGUUGCCACUUCAUAUUCGCUGACAUACCUGUUCAAGCUCUUGAAUUUCAGUUUGUGCUUCACAAAAGGGGUAGGAGGACUGAAAAAGUCUCUAGUUUGAGCAUCCUAUGGGAUAGAAUCAAUAUAACUGUUAAAACUCCCAUUGAGUGGAGCAUCACUGACGACACAAGAUGCCCCAGCAACAAUGAAGACAGGAGGAACUCAGCUUGUGUUAGUGAACACAGUGGUUGCAGGACGCAGAUGUUCUUGGAUCAUGGUUAUGCCUGCCAGUGCAACAAUGGAUACGAGGGAAAUCCUUAUAUCUAUGAUGGCUGCCUGAAUGAUAAAGGAUAUAAUCCGAAAGCACGAAAGGAGAAUUGUUCUCACCACUGUGGGAACAUUACUGUCCCGUUUCCUUUUGGCCUAGAAGAAGGUUGCUCUGCAAGGAGACUUUUCCAACUCAACUGCUCAGACCCGGCACAUUCUGUCCUUCAAUACAACGACCAGCUUCAAGUGACAUACAUAGAUGUGAGUGAGGGCCUUGUCAGCAUGAAAUUCAACUUAAGUUGGGAAUAUUUGACUACGUUACUGGAUUUGCAGAUAUAUUCUAAUGAACCUGGCCUAUUUGUGGAUCCUUUGGAAUCAGCCUCUGUGCAGUGGGCGGUUGCUAAUCUAACCUGCCAACUGGCAAAACAGAAUGCGUCUGGAUAUGCUUGUGUGAGUAACCAUAGCACUUGCCUCAGUGUUAUAAGCUCCUCAGAAGGAUAUGUUGGUUACAGAUGCAAAUGCUUACCAGGUAUUGAAGGAAAUCCGUACAUCCAAGAUGGGUGUUAUGAUAUUGAUGAGUGUCAGCUGUCGCCAGGCAUUUGCAGAGGUGUAGUUUGUCAUAAUACCAUAGGAAACUUCACUUGCACUGAGUGUCCUCGCCACACGAUUUAUGAUAUAGGUGCAAAUCAGUGCACUCCAGCAUCAAAGAAAAACUUAAUGUUAGGUAUCAUAAUUGGGCUGAGCUGUGGUCUUGGCAUUCUUCUUCUAGGCUUAAGUGCAGUAGUGCUCAUUAGACGAUGGAAAAGAAAUGCCCAGAAGAAACUAAGAAGGAAGUAUUUCCGAAAGAACCAAGGCCUUCUCUUAGAGCAACUAAUAUCAUCAGACGAAAAUGCAAGACAUGGCACAGUAUACAAAGGUAUCUUAUCUGAUCAACAUGUGGUGGCUAUCAAGAAGUCCAAGCUUAUCAAGGAUGGUGAAAUCAAUGAUUUCAUCAAUCAGGUUGCAAUCCUCUCUCAGAUAAAUCACAUAAACAUUGUGAAACUCUUUGGGUGUUGUCUUGAAAGUGAGGUCCCCUUACUAGUAUACGAUUUCAUUCCAAAUGGUUCUUUGUUUGAAACUCUUCAUGCUGAUUCUUCAAGUAGUGGAUCCUCCUUACCGUGGAAUGAUUGUCUAAGGAUUGCCACAGAAGCUGCAGGAGCCCUGUACUAUCUCCACUCUGCUGCCUCGAUAUCAAUCUUCCACCGCGAUGUGAAGUCCUCUAACAUACUCCUAGAUGGAAACUAUACUGCUAAAGUUUCCGAUUUUGGCACUUCAAGAUCUGCCCCAAUUGAUCAAACCCAUGUCAGUACCAAUGUGCAGGGCACCUUUGGUUACUUGGAUCCAGAAUAUUACCAAACUGGGAAGCUAAAUGAGAAGAGUGAUGUUUACAGCUUCGGCGUGGUACUUCUAGAGCUUCUUCUGAGAAAACAACCAGUUUUUACAACUGAAUCAGGAACGAAGCAGAACCUGUGUAACUACUUCCUUUCAGAGAUCACAAGGCCGACCACAGGGAUAAUAGCUGCUGAAGUUCUUGAGGAAGCAACAGAGGACGAGAUUGAAAAGGUCGCAUCCCUUGCAGAGAUGUGCUUGAGGCUGCGGGGUGAAGAAAGGCCGACAAUGAAGCAAGUAGUCAUUACACUACAGCUUUUACUAGCAGAAAGGAUGAACUCUUCUCAUGUUGACACAGGAAACGAGGAGUACAUUCAGCCAUUGGUGACAAGAAGAGUUUUAACCUCUCGCCGGCAAUCCUCCUCUGUUGAAUCGAACAAUGGGGCUAAUGUAGCACCUCAGCACAGCUAUAACUACGCUAGCUUGGAGCGAGAGUUUUUAUCAUCAGCUAGUCUACCACGUUAG